This is a messenger RNA of Fusarium pseudograminearum CS3096, 654 nucleotides long. RefSeq lists its product as uncharacterized. Bases 1 to 654 code for a protein of 217 amino acids. Gene Ontology annotation, cellular component: cytoplasm. NCBI's taxonomy places the organism in Eukaryota, Fungi, Ascomycota, Sordariomycetes, Hypocreales, Nectriaceae. The transcript has 3 exons. Gene Ontology annotation, molecular function: glutathione transferase activity; glutathione binding. The record is from RefSeq and is a predicted model, not a curated record.
AUGACUCUCAAACUCUAUGGAUACGGUCCAUCUACUUGCACACUCCGAGUAUGCACCGUGCUUGAAGAAAAGGGCCUCGAGUAUGAUUUGAUCACUGUCGAUGUCUUUGGUGGCGAACACAAGACUGAGGAAUACGCCGCCAAGUUUCAUCCCUUCAACAAGAUUCCUGUCUUGGUUGAUGAGGAAGCUGGCAUCCGGGUCUUUGAAAGCCGUGCUAUUGCUCACUACCUUGCGGUCAAAUAUCGUGGUCAAGGCAUCGAACUUUCUCCUCCCGAGACUGACCUCAAGGCAUACGCAGCCUUUCAGCAGGCCCUGUCGCUCGAAGCCUCCUACUUUGAUCCCAAUGUCAGUAGCAUCGCUGUGCAGGAGGUCUUCAACCCUCGCAAGGGCCUUGGUCCUGCCAACAAAGAAAUCGUCAAGGGAAACCUCAAGGAUCUCGACGCAGCAUUGAUUGGAUACGAGCGAAUUCUUUCGAAGCAGAAGUAUCUUGCUGGAGACAACGUCACCCUCGCUGAUUUGUUCCAUCUACCCUAUGGACAGUUGACGGAGUCGCUGGGACUCAGUGAGCUUCUCCCCAAGUAUCCAGCUGUCGAGAAGUGGUGGAAUGGAUUGAAGGAAAGAGAGAGCUGGAAGAAAAUCAAUGUGGAGAUUUAA